Molecule: messenger RNA, 1605 nt
Organism: Cordyceps militaris CM01
Lineage: Eukaryota; Fungi; Ascomycota; Sordariomycetes; Hypocreales; Cordycipitaceae
Product: efflux pump antibiotic resistance protein, putative
Exons: 2
Coding region: 1-1605 (534 amino acids)
Biological process (GO): transmembrane transport
Molecular function (GO): transmembrane transporter activity
Source: RefSeq, a predicted model, not a curated record
AUGCCAACCGAAUCAGCGCAUGACCAAGAGAAACAACCAGGCGAUGCAAAGCCAGUCGCCCAGCUGGUGCAAUACCCGCCGGUGAUUAAACGAAUUCUCAUAAUGGUUGCAUUAUAUCUCGCCUUAUUCCUCGUUACUCUCGACCAAAACAUUGUCGCGACCGCGAUCCCGCGCAUCACCGACGAGUUCCACUCCAUAAACGACAUUGGCUGGUAUGGCAGCGCCUACCUCCUUACUACUUGCAGCUUUCAGCUCCUCAUGGGCAAGGUCUACAAGUACUACCCAGCAAAGCCCCUCUUCUUUGCAGGCGUCCUCUUGUUCGAGCUCGGUUCUGCAAUUUGCGGCGCGGCCCCGAGCUCCGUUGUCUUCAUUGUCGGUCGUGCCGUGGCCGGGUUGGGUGCUUCUGGUCUAUUCUCUGGCCUCAUGGUCAUCAUGUUUCAUACCAUUCCGCUCCAGCAGAGACCGCUCUGGCAGGGUGCCGCGGGAGCCCUGUUCGCCGUCGCCUCUGUCAUUGGGCCGCUUGUCGGCGGAGCGUUGACCGACAACGUCACCUGGCGCUGGUGUUUCUAUCUCAAUCUUCCGAUAGGAGCAGUGUCCCUUCUCGCCACGAUAUUCCUUGUCGACCUGCCGAGCCAGACGCUGGAGCCACGAGCAAAGACACUGGUCGGCAAGUUUCAGCAGCUUGAUCCCCUUGGCAAUCUCGCCUUCUUCCCCGGAAUUAUCUGUCUUGUCCUCGCAUUGCAAUGGGGCGGCACCAAAUACUCUUGGAGCAAUGCCAGAAUUAUCAUUCUACUCGUUGUGUGCGUUGUCCUUGUCGGCGUCUUUGUCGCGGUUCAGGCUUGGAAAAAAGAAGGUGCAACUCUACCGCCUCGCAUCAUCAAACAGCGCAGCAUCGCCGCCGCCAUGUUCUUCUGUUUCUUCAACGGCGCCGGGAUGAUGGUACUUCUGUACUACCUCCCUCUCUGGUUUCAGGCCAUUAAAGGCGCUUCGGCGGUGCAGUCUGGCCUCAUGCUCCUACCCACCAUCCUCUCCGUGGUCGUGGCGUCGAUUGGCUCUGGCAUCUUCAUCUCCCGGGUCGGAUACUACGCUCCCUUUUAUGUCGCCAGUUCCAUCUUGACGCCCAUCGGGGCCGGUCUCAUGUGCACAUUUACCACUUCAACCAGUCAAGGCAUGUGGAUUGGCUCACAAAUCGUCUUGGGCUUCGGUGCCGGUCUCGGUGUACAACAGCAUCUAAAUGUUGUGCAAACUGUGCUAGAGCGCUCUUAUAUUGCCGUAGGAUCUGCUGCUGUUAUUCUUGUUCGCUUCCUCGGUUCGGCAAUAUUCCUUCCCAUUGCGCAAAACGUUUUUCUCGGCCAUCUCGUAUCAAAAGUGGCAGCACUGCCGGGUAUUGAUGCCGAGGAAAUUGUCAGAGGCGGGGCUACUGAGCUGCGAUUAUUGGUGCCUGAAGAUGAGCUCGAUCAGCUUCUUCAUGAUUACAAUGCCUCUAUUGUCAAGGUGUUCUAUAUCGCGGCUGGUACCUGCGCCGUCACCAUCUUCGCUAGUGUCUGCGUCGAGUGGCGCAGCCUCAAGGCGAAGGCUCAAGCCGAGGCUGGAAAGGUGAAGUAA